Messenger RNA from Diospyros lotus (date-plum), 1801 nucleotides. Its product is annotated as dolichol-phosphate mannose synthase subunit 3-like. Gene Ontology annotation, biological process: GPI anchor biosynthetic process. The transcript has 4 exons. Lineage: Eukaryota; Viridiplantae; Streptophyta; Magnoliopsida; Ericales; Ebenaceae. The record is from RefSeq and is a predicted model, not a curated record. The coding region runs from base 1187 to 1456 and encodes 89 amino acids. Gene Ontology annotation, cellular component: endoplasmic reticulum membrane; dolichol-phosphate-mannose synthase complex.
UCCAGCCCUACUGCCCAAAUCCCUAACCCAAAAUCUCAAUCAGGGCAUCACUUUUUCAUCUCUCUUCUUCUCCCUCCCAGUUGGGGCUCCUGUCCGUCAUCUCCGGCGUCUCUCGUCUCGCUUAUCUCCGGCAUCCAUCGUCCGUCGUCGCUGACCCAAAUCAAGAAGGUGCUGAAGCCGCUGUUUCGUUUUCCUCGCUGUCUUCACGCUGUCAUAUCCGGCGUCACAGCAUCUCCGUCUUCUUUGUUGCUGCCGCCGGCGCCACAGCGUUCCCGCUCCGGCGUUUCUGCUGCGGCCAUUGAUUAGCAAUUAUUGACUGCUCCAAGAUAUUCAGAUCUCAGAGAUCAUCCUCGCAGGUGAUACGGAUUCUUGACAUAAAUAUUUUCUCACCAUGUGGUUCUACCAUAAGAAUAUGAAAACCUGUCAGGCAGUAGGAAUCUCCUGUCAACUUAUUAGAAUGAGGGAAGUUGGCAAUUACUUGGGUUUAGUGGACACUCUGCUCUUGUUGAAGUGCUCCACCACCCUCUUUUAUUCCACUUUAGGUUUUGAUAACGCGUUAUUUUCAUUUCUUUCUCUGUGUACAACAAUUUUGACUAGAUGCACCAUGACAUUGUUCUGCAUUUUGGAUCAUUGUGUGGCUGUGUUUUUAAGAUCAUUUCUGUUUUCAAAUCCCUUAUCUGGUCCAUUUGUUUAAGUUAGAUGCAGUCUCUUUUGCUGAGCUAAAUUUGCAUUGGAAUAAUGACUACUUUUAAAUUUUGUUAGUACCUUGGAUCUUCAGUAUAAAUUUUUUGGGGCUUCUGACAAAUGAUUCUGUAAUAGAAAAAAAACAAAUUUGACAACCUUUUAUCCCAUUAGGUGGGAAUAAAAAACAAGAAAAGAAAAGAAAAUUAUAAAUAUAAAUGCAACUCAGGUCUGACACAUCAAGUGGUCCAUUAAACUGUCAUAUGAUGCUUGGGACAUUGCGCAAGGGCUUUGAGUCUAUCUGCAAUGGACAGUGAAAUGAUUUCAGCCACAUCCCUUCUGAUGGCAGUCCCUGUUUUAAACUUUUAAAGAACUUAAUUGGUAACAAAAAUAAAAGGUUUAAUCUGUAUUGUCAUGUUCAGAUGUAGUGCAAACCUUGAGUGAGACAAUCUUUAUUGUUACUUCAGUUUGCUGAUAAUUUCCUCUCCAUAAGUUACUAUCAGGGAUGAAACACAUUGUGAAGAUAAUGACAUUGCUGGUAGCCAUAUCUGCCUUUUGGAUUGGCCUACUCCAAACAUCAAUAGUUCCACACAGCUAUACUUGGUUGCUACCUUUGUACUUUAUUGUGUCAUUGGGAUGCUAUGGCCUAUUGAUGGUAGGAGUUGGUCUGAUGCAAUUUCCAACUUGCCCCCAAGAGGCAGUGCUUCUGCAGCAGGACAUUGUGGAGGCAAAGGAAUUCCUACAGCAAAGAGGGGUUGAUAUUAGUUCCGAUUGAUCUGAAAUGCCUUGAAAGAAAGCUCAACUUUGGUAGAGAAGAGUUUUGGAUGCUUCAGACCAGGAUUUGUGCAUUGGAGUUACCCAAAAGAGUAUUUCACAAUGUUCUCCCUUAAUAUCCCAGCUAUGUGAUGAGAAAUAAGGAUUUUAGAUUUCAAUGUAAAGAUAUUUAGAGUUUGUUUAGGUUUGAGUGUCAUGUUUUGAUUAGAUUUUAGAUUGUUAAAUGUAAGUUAGGUUUUAUCUUCUAUUACAGUUGGGAUAGAAGGAUUGGAUUUUGCUCACUGUGCCGCCUCUGUAUUGAUGGAGCUUGAAUUCAGUAAAAAAUGCUAAAUCUUUUAUACCUAAA